AUGACGGAAAGAAUCAUGAAGAUGGAGAAGGAUAGAAGGGGAAGUACGGGGGAGCUGGCGAUGUUCAUGAAAAGGAAGAGGGAAGGGGAGGGGGGAGAAUCGGAAGAUAGGAAGAUGGAAGAAACUUUUAGAAGAAGCAAAAAGACGUUAAGAUCACCUGUCAAAAUAGGGGAGGGAGGAGAGAUGAAGGAAAUAUUAGAGGAAUUAAAGGAAUUAAAGGAAAUGAGGGUAGAAAUGAGAGAGGGUUUGAAGGGAAUGAGUAAGGAGAUAAGAGCAGAGGAGGUAGCAGAGGGACAAAAGGAAUGGAUGAGAAAGGAAAUGGAGAAAGUAAAAGAAGAGUUAAGAGUGAAAGAAGAAAAAUGGCAGAGGGAAAAGGGGGAAAUGUUGGAGAGAUUAAAAGAGUUGGAAGGGGAAUUGGGGAAAAUGAAGAUGAAUCGGCUAGACAUUUUUGAAUUAAUAGAAACGCUAAGUUCAAGUACUGAUGAAUCAAACAAGGAAGAUGAGGACGUAUUAUUAUUUCCUUUGAUGCAUUACUUAAUGAAUGAUAGGCGAAGACAUCGUAUUGAAAAUUAUAUAGUAAUUGUUAAUUCCUGGACAGAUGAGGAAUUUAAAGAACAUUUGCGAUUAACUCGAUAUACUGCAACAAUUUUAAUUGAAGAGUUAGAAUUAUCAGGAUAUAUUCCAUCACAUUCUUUUAGCGUAAAACCGAUAUCAGCGAAGCUCAGUCUUUUACUAUUUUUAUGGUACAUUGCUAACACAGAACCACUGCGAACUAUGUCUGAUAGAUUUAAUAUUUCAAUCUCUUCGGUUUUUCGAGUUCUUCGACGGGUUGUAGCUUGGUUCUUAACAAAACUAGAUGCAGUCAUUAAAUGGUCACAAGACCGCGAAAUUAUGACUACAUGCGAAAAAUUUAGCAUGAAACGAGGAAUUAAAAAUGUUUUAGGUGCGAUAGAUAGUACUCAUAUUCAAAUUAUAAAACCUACUUGUAACGCACGAAAUUAUUGUAAUCGAAAAAAAUUUUUUUCUAUUAAUUUACAAGCUAUUGUAGAUGCAGAUAUGUGUUUUACUAAUAUAUAUUGUGGCGAACCUGGUUCUUUGCAUGAUGCACGCGUAUUCAGAAGAUCACUUUUAUAUGAAAUGGUGAUUCAAGAUAAAAAUUUAUUAUUUCCUAAUCAAACAUUUUUGUUAGGCGACUCGGCGUAUCCAUGUUUAUCGUGGCUUAUUCCUCCCUUCCGAGAUAACGGACACCUGACUCCUCGACAAACAGAAUUUAAUUUUAUGCACUCAUCUAUACGGAUAAUUGUUGAAAAAGCAUUUGGACAAUUGAAAGGACAUUUUCGUCGUAUCAAAUUUUUUACAGAAUAUCGUGACAUAACUUUUGUUACUAACACAGUGAUUGCAGCUUGCGUACUACAUAAUUAUUGCAUUGAUAAGAAUGACGUGUAUGAUUUUCCUGAAUAUAAUGAUAUUAAUAACAUAAAUAUAUAUAAUGAUGAGCUUAAUAUUCCUAAUUGUGAAGUACAAGGAGAUCGAUUAUCGGCAGAAAUUGAUGUUGAAGUAGAAGAGUCUAAAUUAGAUUUUGAAGUGAAAAGUUUUACCGAUGAAGUAGAAGGCUUUUUUGAUGAAAUUGUUGAUGAAGUAGAAGACUUUUUCGAUGAAAUUGUUGAUACAGCAGAAGGCUGUGACAUCAAAUGA
Messenger RNA from Trachymyrmex cornetzi, 1695 nucleotides. Its product is annotated as putative nuclease HARBI1. Bases 1 to 1695 code for a protein of 564 amino acids. NCBI's taxonomy places the organism in Eukaryota, Metazoa, Arthropoda, Insecta, Hymenoptera, Formicidae. The transcript is spliced from 4 exons. The record is from RefSeq and is a predicted model, not a curated record.